AUGCAGGCCCGGCCGACAUCAGACGAUAAGUUGUCGCCGGCAAAGGUUGCUGUUCUCAUUCUAAUCUACCUCUAUCUCAACGAGGAGCUUCCCAAUAAGCGACAAAUCGUCGUCUUUUUGGGUACACAACUAGAAGGGCUUCCUAUCGUCCACGACAACAAACUUGUGCUUUUGAGCAGCCUAGAGGCCUUCUGCGAUGCAAUUGAGGCGAGCAGCGUGAAAAAAACCCGCGAAUCAGACGAUUCUGAACGGUUUCUACAGUUCAAACACAAGUUUUUAACUAUAGCAUGGGAUAUAUCGUCAGCAGAUCUGAUACAGCAACUCAGCAUGGAUGCAUUUCGUAGAACGGCGGAACCGCUAUGUGUGGUGGCCCUGCUGCGGUUUCAGGUGUCCACACGGUCGCCCAUUGGUAGGUUUGUUCGUACCAUGGCGGCAUCUCUCAAAUUGCUCCAGUUUGAGGAGUCCUCGGAGCUCGUGGAAGGGUUUCGGCGCUUCCGUGCAUCAACAGAGGGUGUUUUUAAGGAAUUGCGUGGCCGCGGGUAUCCAGAUCCCACUCCUUUGUCGAAAUAUCAUAGUCCCACCUCAGAACCAUUAUUUGAGACAUGGAACUCGCUUCUGAGAAAAACAAAGCGCCAAGAAGAUUCUUCAGAAAUUAAUGGGGACAGUAGCAAAGAUUUGGCGUUCUACGCCGCCUUGGAUGCCAGUUUGAAGAGCUCUCUCCCGGUUGAGUCCACUAAAACCGAAGAGACUGCGGCAGAGGCAACUCUAGUCACCAUUCCCGACAUGGACUUGCUUGUCAAGGAGCAGAUACGGCUUUUGGAGAGUUUUGGAACACCCACUCCGGACUUCCUCCGAAAUAUCAUCUACCAGAUGGCCACACCUCAUUCGGUGUCUGUCUACAACAGCAUGCCCUCCUUGCACUAUCUCCAGUACUUGGAAAACCUCUGUCGAGGAGAGUAUCACGAGGCAUUCGAUUCUCUACACAAAUAUUUCGACUACAUGGUGUCCCAGGGUUCCAAAUACUUCUAUCAUUUUGCCCUUGUCUCCAAGGCUUCCUUGCACCAGCAUUUCGGUGAAGACGAAGAGGCCUUGGACUCCAUGGAAGAAGCCAUCUCUAUUGCUCGCGAAAACCACGACAAUUCCACGCUCACAUAUAUUCUUUCGUGGUUGUACGACUUCAUGCGCCGGAAACCUGCCCUUUGGAACAGCCGCAUAUUCCGCCAGAUCAAGAACGAACUGCGGCUCUUAGACUACUUGGUGAAAAAAUCGCUGUCGGUUUCCCUUUCUUUGGCGGCAGUCAGCUACCGCUUCGAGGUGGACUACCUCCUAAAUGGACAAUGCCACUUCUCCAGAUACUACGAGAGUCUUUUCAAAGCGGGAUACUUCGCUAUACAUGACAGUGUAUCUAGCUUCAUCGGCGUGUGUCAUACCAGCUCCAAUCUCUGGAAGAAUGUGGGCUAUCCGCACCUUAGCCAGCUUUACACUGAACUAGGGUUGCAAUACUCAAAGCUGCACGGACUGGUGCGUGACAUGCUCAUGUUCGAAAUGGGCCAAGCGUGGUGUCGUUACUCUCUGGGCGAUUCUGACAUUGCGCUUCCUGAUAUGAAGAGCAGUCUCGAGCUCUGCAACUCUAAUGUGGCCCAAUUGAGAUCAAUACGUAUUCUUCUACAGCUCCGACAAACAGAGGUGGCAUUGGGCAAGGGCCGAGUGCGUCUUGCUCAAGAGCUUCUUCUGUAUCUUCCGGAGAGCCAUGAGCUUGAACAGAAGUGCUUAGUUGAAAAAAUCAGAGUACAAGUGCUACUUAAACUUGCUCAAGGCAACUAUGCUGAGGCGCUCAUAUGCGUGUCGGAACACAUCGGAGAUAUGGACCAAUUCCGGUCCAACCUGCGCCCUGACGUGGUUCACUUGUUGGAGCUCAAUUUGCUUAAAGCGGCAGUUUUGAUCCAGUCGGGCGUUCCUGUGAGAGCAUUUUCGUUGGUUCUACAGCAACUCGAAAUCGCCAACCAAUUGGGGCUCCGGUUUCUCAUGGCGCGUGGGUACGUGUACUUGAUCCAGAUCCUCAAUUCGCUAGGCCAGCCAGGAGACGCGCUUGACAUGGCCAAUUCCGUUCUCGCGCUUGUAAAUAGCGUCGGCAACAUCGAAAUCAAGUCCAAUUUGUUUUUCCAGAUGGCGACGUCGCACCACAAGUUUUUAGAGAGCGGAGAGUUCAGCAAAACGACCAGCAAAACCGCGCUGUUUGCGCAGUUCCUCAACUAUCUCAGUCUAGCAAUAGCUGGAUUCAAGAAAAGCGUCAAUUUGGGGCUGUUGGUCAACAGCUUUGAACUCGAAGACCAGAUGGCGGCCACGGCACUACAACAUCCAGAGAUCCGCAACUCCAAGCCGUUUGAGGACUUCCGGAAACAUCUGCAAAUGGGGCUCGACAUUCUCCGACGCCGCGCGUUCGAUGAGUGCGAAUAUGGCUACUUGAGAAAAAGUAAGUAG
This is a messenger RNA of Australozyma saopauloensis, 2481 nucleotides long. Its product is annotated as anaphase promoting complex subunit 5. NCBI's taxonomy places the organism in Eukaryota, Fungi, Ascomycota, Pichiomycetes, Serinales, Metschnikowiaceae. Gene Ontology annotation, biological process: protein K11-linked ubiquitination; positive regulation of mitotic metaphase/anaphase transition; anaphase-promoting complex-dependent catabolic process. The coding region runs from base 1 to 2481 and encodes 826 amino acids. Gene Ontology annotation, cellular component: anaphase-promoting complex. The transcript has a single exon. The record is from RefSeq and is a predicted model, not a curated record. Gene Ontology annotation, molecular function: protein binding.